AUGCUACCACGUGACCUAACCUGAUAACCGACAUUGGCUUCCUUCCAUAAGAUGGCCACUACAUCGGAGGUGGGAGCGGCCCUAGUCGGGGUAGGCAGGAUUGGACAGAUCCACCUGAAGAACCUCGUACAGAUAUCCGACUUUCGGAUCCGAUGGCUGGUGGAUGUCAAAGAGAAUCAUGAGAAAAUGGCGGAACUUGUGAGGAAAUACCGCUUAGUUGAUGAAGCUAAGAUAACCACACCGGAGGACCUGGACAAGGUUGUGGCAGAUCCCAGAGUGAAGGUUGUAGUCAUUUGCACACCCACAAAUUUUCACGAACGUAGCAUUAUGGAAGCUCUAAAAGCAGGUAUGUACAUAUUGUGUAAAUGA
Molecule: messenger RNA, 369 nt
Organism: Mizuhopecten yessoensis (Yesso scallop)
Lineage: Eukaryota; Metazoa; Mollusca; Bivalvia; Pectinida; Pectinidae
Exons: 3
Coding region: 52-369 (105 amino acids)
Biological process (GO): NADPH regeneration
Cellular component (GO): cytoplasm
Molecular function (GO): oxidoreductase activity; nucleotide binding
Source: RefSeq, a predicted model, not a curated record